AGGAGAAAAUGGCCAGUGUAAUUCAAGCUGCGUAUCGAGUCGCUACAGAUUAAUGUGAAUAAAAUAAUUAUAUGGAUAUUUCGCACAAAAUGAUACAGACUUUUCUAUUUUUCGCGUGCCUCGGCAUCGGGGCCGGGAUGUCGGUUGUGAACCCGGGCCCCAAGUUCCCCCCCACUAAGGGAGAAGUGUGGCCCAAACCCCAAGAAGAAGCUAAAGAAAUUAAGUAUUAUUCAUUCAACCCUUCGCAUUUUAGUGUUAAGGUCGUAGGACACAAGUGUGCGAUACUCUCAAACGCGAUAGAGAGAUAUUCAUUCGUGGUCAAACACAAGAUAGGCUCGACCCGGUCCCGUCGCGAGAGACGCAAGCGCAGGAACGGGCUGUCACACGAUGAGAACUACCGGGGUCGGCUGCAGGAGCUCGAGGUGGACCUCACGGCGCCUUGCGAGGAAUACCCGCAUGUGGAUAUGGAUGAGAGCUAUAACCUGAAUGUAUCUGCAACUGCAGCAUUACGGAGUCCCUCUAUUUGGGGAAUUAUCAGAGGUCUCGAAACGUUCUCGCAUCUCUUCUAUCUUUCUGACGAUCGAAAUGAACUGCGCGUCAACAAAACGCAAAUCAUUGACUACCCGCAGUACUCCCACCGGGGCCUGCUGCUGGACACAUCGCGGCACUACAUCUCAGUGGCGAACAUCUUGAAGACGCUAGACGCGAUGGCGAUGAACAAGAUGAACGUAUUCCACUGGCACAUCGUGGAUGAUCAGAGUUUCCCGUACCAGAGUGAACGAUUCCCGGAGUUGAGUCAACAAGGCGCUUACGAUCCGUCUAUGGUAUACACAAAGGACGACAUAAAAAUAAUUGUUGAUUACGCAAGAGACCGGGCGAUUCGCGUUAUUCCUGAAUUUGAUGUACCUGGACACACACGAUCAUGGGGUAACGCAUACCCGAGUGUGCUCACGGAAUGCUAUCGAAUGGACAAAGUGAUUGGCCUGGGUCCCAUGAACCCAACAAAGAACAUCACGUAUAAACUACUCCGGGACCUGUUCCAGGAGGUGCAGACCUGGUUCCCUGAUAAAUACUUCCACAUUGGCGGUGAUGAAGUGGAAUUGGAUUGCUGGAGAUCGAACCCCGAACUCCGCGACUACAUGAACAAGAACAACCUCACUGUGCCAGAGUUGCACGGGAUCUUCAUGUCCAACGCGAUACCAUUGCUAGCAAACGACUCGGAAGUUGUCGUUUGGCAGGAGGUAUUCGACGAACACGUUCCUCUAUCAAAAAAAACACUUGUGCAAGUCUGGAAGGGAAGUUGGAUUAGCGAAAUGGUCACGGUGCUCACUGCGGGACAUCGUUUGAUCUUCUCGUCCACCUGGUAUUUGGAUGCACUGGGCAGCGGCUGGACGGACUACUACUGGGCUGAUCCUCGCCAGAUGGUGUAUGAUGUGACGUACAACAGGACGCUGCUUGAGAACAUUGUUGGCGGCGAAGCGUGCAUGUGGGGCGAGAUGGUAGACGAUAGGAAUGUAAUGAGCAGGGUAUGGCCAAGAGCAAGUGCAGUAGCUGAACGGCUGUGGAGCGCUAACACAAUCGGCAGGCGGUCGGUCUUUGACACGAUACCAGCAGAAGUUUAUCACCGCAUGGAAGAACAUACCUGCAGGAUGAUUCGACGAGGCAUUGAUGCCCAACCACCCACUGGACCUGGCUUUUGUGUUGCUUAAGUUCUUAAGAUAUUAUUUGUUAUAAGUGUUUGAUGCUCAAAUAAAUAAAUUAAAUUAG
Molecule: messenger RNA, 1767 nt
Organism: Colias croceus (clouded yellow)
Lineage: Eukaryota; Metazoa; Arthropoda; Insecta; Lepidoptera; Pieridae
Product: beta-hexosaminidase subunit beta-like
Exons: 10
Coding region: 72-1709 (545 amino acids)
Biological process (GO): carbohydrate metabolic process; glycosaminoglycan metabolic process; ganglioside catabolic process
Cellular component (GO): membrane
Molecular function (GO): beta-N-acetylhexosaminidase activity
Source: RefSeq, a predicted model, not a curated record